AUGUGCAGAGAGCCAGUCGUGGGCCAUGGAUGGCCCAUGGGUGUGUAUCUUGGAAGCUCCUACGGAUUUGCAGCGCUAUGCCAUGCCAUGGUCAAUGAUCCAUCGAAAGGCCCUUUGGUUUUGCAUGGGUACGGCGUGGGAUGCACAGCAACGCCAACGCCAACGACAGGUGCAUGGGGAGUGGUCGGAAUGGGAGUUGGAGAUGGGAGAUGGUCAAGAUCCAUUGGAACGGAGACACGGUAUCUGCCGCUUUGUACCGCGGUAAGGUACCGCAGUUGCAGUCGCGAAAGGAAGUUUUGGUUGUGGGUUACAGCCAGGUCCUUCGAGGUGAUCCUGAUGCUUGGGUAA
Molecule: messenger RNA, 348 nt
Organism: Colletotrichum paranaense
Lineage: Eukaryota; Fungi; Ascomycota; Sordariomycetes; Glomerellales; Glomerellaceae
Exons: 2
Coding region: 1-348 (115 amino acids)
Source: RefSeq, a predicted model, not a curated record